Messenger RNA from Heteronotia binoei (common prickly gecko), 2059 nucleotides. RefSeq names its product developing brain homeobox 1 (gene DBX1). The coding region runs from base 29 to 1087 and encodes 352 amino acids. The record is from RefSeq and is a predicted model, not a curated record. Gene Ontology annotation, biological process: regulation of transcription by RNA polymerase II; cell differentiation in spinal cord. The transcript is spliced from 4 exons. NCBI's taxonomy places the organism in Eukaryota, Metazoa, Chordata, Lepidosauria, Squamata, Gekkonidae. Gene Ontology annotation, molecular function: DNA-binding transcription factor activity, RNA polymerase II-specific; DNA binding.
UGCCUUCUCUCGGGCUCUUGCCUAUGCCAUGAUGUUCCCAAGCUUGAUCGCUCCUCCCGCGGUGUAUCCGAAUCUCUUGCGGCCAACGCCCACUCUCACUUUGCCUCAGUCGCUGCAAUCCGCUUUUUCCGGCCACUCCAGCUUCUUGGUGGAAGACCUCAUACGGAUCAGCAGACCGGCCAGUUACCUGCCCCGAAGCAACGCCCCUCCGCCCAGCAUGUCUCCUCCCAGCUCCGGGGUCAACACCGCAGGGACUGACACCCUCACCUCCGAGGUGGUCACUUCCAGCCCUUCUGGGACUAGACGGGGCUGCUCCUCUCAGACCUCCGCCUCUUCCGGGAACGAUGCCACUUUCCUGAAAUUCGGGGUCAACGCCAUCCUGUCAUCCACGCCCAGGACAGAGACUCCCCACGCAUUGAUUCAGAACGUCCCUCCCAAGACCUUCUCUUUCCCCUACUUCGAAGGAUCCUUCCAACCUUUUCUCAGAUCUUCUUAUUUCCCAGCCUCUUCUGUGGUGCCCAUCCCUGGCACAUUUUCUUGGCCUCUGGCUGCCCGAGGGAAGCCACGCAGAGGAAUGCUCCGCAGGGCAGUCUUCUCAGAUGUGCAGCGCAAAGCUCUGGAGAAAAUGUUUCAGAAACAGAAGUACAUCAGCAAACCAGACAGAAAGAAGCUGGCAGCCAAGUUGGGCUUGAAAGACUCUCAGGUGAAGAUCUGGUUCCAAAACAGAAGAAUGAAGUGGAGGAACUCUAAAGAAAGAGAGCUCCUAUCAUCUGGUGGCUGCCGAGAACAAACCUUACCCACCAAAUUCAAUCCUCAUCCAGAUCUCAGUGAUGUAGGCAAGAAAGGUUCUGGGGCAGAGGAAGAGGAAGAAACAGCAUCCCUUUGCCCAUCCAGCCCCAGGCAUACCUUAACUUAUCAUCACCAGUCUACAGAUCACCCACACCUGAGAGAGAGGCUGGAUUCCCAGAUGCUUCCUUCUCCGACCCAUUCCUGCAGCCCCAGCAAACCAUCAGACUUCUCAGACUCAGAAGACGAAGAGGAGGAGGAGGAAGGGGAGGAGGAAGAAGAAGAGAUCACAGUCUCAUAGAGACUUCUCUUCUUUCUAUUCCAGCAGGGGACAUUGCCAAGAUGUAAAUAAACAAAGAGCUAUUUAAUUGAAGAGGUGGUGUCCGUCCACAAGUCUGCAUGGUUCACAUAUGCAAUGUACUGUUGAUCUUGCAUCCACAUCUUUACCAUAGUUAGAAAAACCUUUGCCAUUCAGAGCUUCCUGAUGAUAUUGCUGACCAGCCAGCCUCUUUGCACUUUUUUCAGUGGAAGUUAUAAACUAAAAGGUCAAUUCAAAACAAAACUUUGUUUUGAAAACCUCCUUGUUAGAAAACAUUCAGUUAGUAAUUAACUUACAGGAGAGUUCAAGUAAACUUCAGGAUGUAUUAAUUUCCUCCAAAGGACUUGGUGGUAUUCCCAAUAAACCAAAUUCUUGAGAUUGGCUGCUAUACCGGUAACAUCCUCUAGGCUGCCGACGAUCAGUGUUCUGAGCUCUGCCACUCACAGCCUACAGUUGAAUACAAACGGGACAGGGCUACAUAUUGUUUCUGGCCACUGCCAUAAAUCAAAAUUUGAAUGUUUUACAUUAGUUCAUUGAUCUCUCUUGACACCACACCCACAUCUGUCCCCAGUUCUUUGCCCAUCCUCUGUUUUGUGUCUGCUGAAGCUGUAGUGUGGACAAAGAGAAAUGGGCCACACCUCUUUGAUUUUUGAUUGAACUUUGCUGUCUUUGCACAGCUUUUAUAAACUGUACAUUAUUUUGUACUCUUACACGGUAUGGAUAAUUUUUUUACCAAGCCUACUGUGAAUAUACAGAUGGACUUUGCUAUAUAUGGACGAAGGGAAGGGGUGGGCGGUUGGAGUUAUUUUGUAAUUUCUUUAACUCAAAGAGAAGUUUAGCGGUUUAACUGUGUAACUUAUAAAAUCAUUGUUUAUUUUUUACUGUAUGCAGAUUUUUUAAUAUGUAUAUAUAACAGAUGAAGCAAAUGCCAAAUAAAAAAGAGUGAAAGGCUGA